Messenger RNA from Elephantulus edwardii (Cape elephant shrew), 660 nucleotides. RefSeq names its product mitochondrial ribosomal protein L48 (gene MRPL48). The record is from RefSeq and is a predicted model, not a curated record. Lineage: Eukaryota; Metazoa; Chordata; Mammalia; Macroscelidea; Macroscelididae. Gene Ontology annotation, cellular component: mitochondrial ribosome. The coding region runs from base 1 to 660 and encodes 219 amino acids. The transcript has 6 exons.
AUGCAGUGUGGACAGGAGGAAUUUGAAUCAGAACUUUUGUCUGAACAAUUAGUUUCAGAGAGCUGCACAACAGACUGGCCAAAGCCGGAAGCCGCCAGCCGAGCUGCUGUGGGACUCAUCCACCAGAAGAAAGGUGGCUUUCUACUGAAUACCAGUCGGCCCUACAAAACAAAGCCUACCCAUGGCAUCGGAAGAUACAAGCAUCUACUUAUGGCACAAGAGCUCAAAAAGAAGAGAGGAAAAGUGGAAGUGAGACCCAUUAACUUGGGGACAGACUAUGAGUAUGGUGUUGUGAACAUUCAUCUGACCGCAUAUGACAUGGCCCUGGCAGAGAAUUAUGCCCAAUAUAUUCACAACUUCUGCAAUGAUCUCUCCAUUAAAGUUGAAGAAAGUUAUGCAUUGCCCACAAAAACCAUGGAGGUGUUGAGGCUGCAAGACCAAGGAAACAAAAUGUUCCUAGACUCAGUCCUUUCCACCCAUGAGCGAGUUGUUCAGAUCAGUGGUUUGAGUGCUACGUUUGCAGAGAUUUUCUUGGAAAUAAUACGAAGCAAUCUUCCUGAAGGAGUCAAACUCUUAAUAAAGGAGCACACUGAAGAAGACUUCAAGGGAAGAUUCAAAGCUCGACCAGAACUGGAAGAACUGUUGGCCAAGUUGAACUAG